Sus scrofa (pig) is the source of this 1549-nucleotide messenger RNA. Lineage: Eukaryota; Metazoa; Chordata; Mammalia; Artiodactyla; Suidae. The record is from RefSeq and is a predicted model, not a curated record.
CCGACCAGGGUCACGCCGAGGGCACACGUGGGGCUUCUGGAGGGCCUCCCUGGGGGCGCAGGGACCAGCCCCUUCCCCCUCUCCCUCAGUCCUGCUUUGGCCUCCAGACCCACUGUGUGACCUGACAUCCUUGGGGUGAUCCGUUCAAAGACAGAAAGGAAAGAGAGGGAAAGCAAUAGUGCUGAGCCCCUCCCAGCUGCCAGGCCUGGGGAUUGUGACCUCUCUCUCAGGUCCCCUCUUGUAACCGAACACAAGUUCCAGGGGGUCCUACCCACAGUGAGGCCAAACAAAAUGAAGUUUAAACUUGGCGCAAAGAAAAUGUUGAUUGCAGGACCAAGAAAGGAGAGGGGCUGGCUUGUGCUCAGAAACCUCCAAACUCCCCGUUGUUUUGGGAAGGAGAAGUUUUUUUGGUUUGUUUUUCUCUGUUUGUUCAUUUCUGGCGGUCCUGCAGCAUGUGGAAAUCCUGGGUCAGGGAUCAGAACCGAGCCAUAGCUGUGACCUAUGCCACGGCUGAAGCAAGCCUGGAUCCUUAACCCACUGAGCCGGGUCAGGGGUUGCACCUGCGUUCCAGCACAGCAGAGACGCCACCAACCCCCUUGCAUCGCGGUGGAAACUCUAGGGGGGAACGUUUUUAUAGGCAAAAUUUGGGGUACAACCACUUUGGCCAGGGGCCAUGUGAACAAGGAAGACCAGCAGGACACGGACCCCUGGAGAACUGCCUGCAGCCCCUUGGACUCCUCCAAGUUCAAGUACCAGGUCCCAGUCUCCCAGCAGCCAUCCCUGUACCGGGGAGACAGCCCCCGAGGCAGCUCCCUGGGGCAGGCCUCCCUGGAGGAGAUCCGGCCUCCGCCCCCAUCCACCAUCAGCGGGGCCUCCCCCUGCAGGGACUCACAGCUGGGGUCCCUGAAGAAUGGGAGCUACAGACCCUCCUCGAGGGAGAGCAGGGCUUCCUCCCGAGUGGGGGCUCAGCUGUGCCAGGGGCUGGAGGAAGACCCCAGAUCAGGGGCCCAGGGCCAGAGGAGCAGCAGCAUCCCCAACAACAUUCGCCACAAGUUUGGGAGCAACGUGGUGGAUCAGCUGGUCUCCGAGGAGCAGGUUCAAAGGGCCCUUGGUGAAGCCCGGGAGGGCCCAAAGAGGGCAAGCUCCUGGCCCAGCCGGAUCCAGAGUCCUGCCGACGUCACCUCCAUCUUUUCCGACUACUAUGAUCUGGGCUACCACAUGCGGUCAAACUUCUUUCAAGGGGCCCCUCAGGAGACGAAGAGCCUCAUGAAGGCCUCCUACACCCCGGAGGUGAUUGAGAAAUCAGUGAGAGACAUAGAACACUGGCACGGCAGGAAGACGGAUGACCUGGGUAGGACGGUGGCACCAGAAAAAUGCAAUGAACAUGAACUUGCAGAAGGCAUUGGAUGAGAAAGAAAAGAGCAAAAACAAGAACUCGAAGUAGAAGAUUAAACCGAGAAGCGGUGCCCUCCGCUCAGAGAAAGGGCCAACAAUAAACACACACAUCGGCACCUUUGCCUCUGCUUGGCUUUCUUCCGGGUGGGGGUGG